Molecule: messenger RNA, 753 nt
Organism: Brassica napus (rape)
Lineage: Eukaryota; Viridiplantae; Streptophyta; Magnoliopsida; Brassicales; Brassicaceae
Product: cilia- and flagella-associated protein 251-like
Exons: 3
Coding region: 68-541 (157 amino acids)
Source: RefSeq, a predicted model, not a curated record
GGAAUCUUUUUCUAAUUAAUUUCCUCAAAGCAAAACCUUAAGAGAUUAGGAAUUGAGAGAGAGAGAGAUGGAUUCGUCCGUGUUUAGAUGGGCGAGGGAGAAGCUGGAGAAGGAACACAGAGAGAGCAAGGAAAGUGGGAAGCUGAAACUGGAACGAGAGAAGAAAGACAAGGAUGCUGCGGAAAGGCAACGCCGAGCCGUUGAAGCUUCUCAAAGAGCCAAAAGGCUUGAAGCCAUUGAAGCCCAGAUGAUGAAGGUUGAGGAACCUAGAAAACGUGGAGGUUAUAUUAUACAACCCAUACCUCCAUGGAUAUUGAAGAGGACUAAUAUGCCGCCACAAGACGAGGAGGAGGUUUUUAGAUGGGAUGAUGAUGAAGAAGAAGGUGCUGAGUGGGAAGUAGGAGAGGCUCCUGGUACAGGAAAGUUUACUUGGAAUGAUGAUGAAGAAGAAGAAGAAGAAAAGGAAGAAGAAAGACGACAACGACAACGACUGCGACUGUUGGCAAAAAGACGGAAAGCUAAUGGAUCAACCAAACGAUGAUAUGGUUCCAGAGCGAUUAAGUUAUGUCAAGUGUGCGUCACUUCUAAUCAGGGUGUUUGCUCUCUCUGUUUCUUUUAUGCAAGACUCGUAAGUCUUUUAUACGAUAAAAAUAACUGGGGCUGAAAUUAAAAGCAUAUAGUAGCUUAUUGGGAUUCUCAUCAUCUACACCAAAGGUUUAUACAUUUAUUUAUUUAUUUAUUUAUUUAUUUGCA